AAAAAAUACCAAACGCACGCAAAGCCACACGCACCCCGACCUGUUCCCAGGCCAUCACACCAUCACCACCUCCCUCCCCCGUCCGCGCCUCGCCGCCGCCGCCGCUGCCGCCGUCGCCGUUGCGGCCUGCCGGCCUGCGAUGGAGAAGACCCGCAAGCCUCCUCCUCCUCCUCCCCCGCCUCCGCCCCCCGCAGAAACGCCAUCCCCGCAGCGGCGGCGCAAGAAGAAGGGCCGCCCCUCCCUCCUCGACCUCCAACGCCGCAGCCUCCGCCUCCAGGCCCAAAACCCUAGCCCCGCCCCCUCACCCUCCCGCCGGGACCCCAACCCCUCUGAUGACGAUGAUGACGGGGUAGGGAGCGGGCGGCGGCGGCAGAAACGCCUCAAGAGCGUCCUCUCCGGCGUCGUCAAGGAGGAGCCGGGGGAAGGAAAGAAGGACGCAGCGAAAGCGACAGGGAAAGGGGUUGCUGCGUUGGAUGGCGGCGGGCCCACGGGGACGCCCCUCCCAGACAAAAAGUUGCUGCUCUUCAUCCUCGAUAGGCUCCAGAAGAAGGAUACUUAUGGAGUUUUCUCAGAGCCUGUCGACCCGGAGGAGCUUCCAGAUUACCAUGAGAUUAUUGAGCAUCCGAUGGACUUCUCAACAAUCCGUGAGAAGCUGUUGAAUGACUCGUAUUCUAACUUGGAGCAGUUUGAGGAUGAUGUAUUUCUACUUACAUCAAAUGCAAUGUCUUACAAUUCAGCUGACACAAUCUACUUCCGGCAGGCACGAUCUAUUGAAGCUCUUGCCAAAAAGGAUUUUGAAAACUUGAGGCAACCUAGCGAUGAAGAAGAAGAACCCAAGCCACCAGCUCGAAGAGGCAGGCCACCAAAGAAUCCCAAGAUGGAGGAUGAUGUCUCACCAGAUCUAUCCAAUGUAAAAACAAAUAAACCUGAAGACAAUGCCGAUACAAUAAGAAAAAGAUCGACGGGAGACAGAACUCGAAAUACAAGUACCCCAUUGAAAGAUCCAUCCGCUUUUCACAGUAUGUUUGGUUCCUUUAGUGCAAAAAGAACAGAUAAAAUCGGUGAUUAUUCUGGUUCAUCCAAGUGGGGGAAGAAACCCCCUAGUUUAGAUGACGACCGCCGGAGUACAUAUGAUCAGCAUUACUCACGUAAUAUCUCUCUGUUUGCUGCCUUCGAUGAUGAGAGGAAACUACUGGUUCCAGUAGGGGUUCAGCAGCAACAUGCAUAUGCUAGGAGCUUGGCCCGCUUUGCAGGAAAAUUGGGCCCAGUUGGCUGGGAUAUAGCAGCAAAUCGUAUCAGAAGAGCACUACCCCCUGGGACAAAUUUUGGCCCAGGAUGGGUUGUAGAUGGUGAGCCACCUCAAAACUCUCAGUGUCCUCUUGUUGUCGCAUCGACCAAUCCCUCCUCUGAGGACACUGCUCCACCCAACAUGCCAUCCAAGACUGAUGUGCUCCAUCACAAGUCUGGACUGUCUUCAAAUGGUGAUGUUACUGGUGAGGCUCUAACUAGAACUCAAACAGUAGCUUCUACAUCAGCAAGCUUUGAUAAGAGCUCUGAAAUUACCAGUAAAGUAAUGAAGCAUGAGAAUGGAGUUAACAAGUCGUGUGGCGGUACGGAUAGUACUGGAACAGCGCCUCCAUUACAGCAGCACAGCCACAAUCGAGAAAUCCACUCUAAUAUCAAUGGCUUCACUGCUAUGUCAAACGCCAUGAGUCAAUAUGGUGGGCAAGGGUUAUUUGGAUCAGGCAUUCCUAUGACACAUGCUCAAGUCCUUGGGAUGUUUUCUGCAAUGAAUGGCAAAGCCAACGGCUAUAUCCAUGGCCACCAACUAACUGCUGAUAGUCUUAAAACAGCACAGAAUGGAGAUGUUGGGAGGGCAACAGUCAACCCUGUGCAAGGUGCAGGUCAGGAUCCAAAGAACGCGAAUGAUAAUAAUUCAGCUCACCCAAGCUUAAAUGCUGGUGUCCAGUCAUCAGGUUCCCCGCCUAGGGGGAAGUUAGCAAAUCCGAAGCAUCCUGAUCUGGCUUUGCAGCUAUGAGCACAGCAUAGUCAUUGACUUAGUUUGCCUUAGUAAUGUGAUCUCUGACGCAGAGGCAUGAGUUGGAUCCUGCUUCUCCGGGCCCAAUGCUGAAUCAUCUGAUAGACGAUAGACAUUUACAACUCACUAAGUGGAGCACCAGAAGCGAUGAAGAGGUAACAAAAGAUUUGAUUUAUCGUCAGAGAAUAACACAAACGGUGGUGGUUGUGGGAAGCGGAGCAGCUAGGCCCUCCAUUUAAUCAUUUGACCCCAGUGAAUUGUUGUAAAAGGGUAGGGUAGUUUGUACAGAUUCUAAUCCUAUUGGAGAUGAUAAUGUUUGGUGAUGAGGCGGCGCCUGUUGUCCAAUUUGUAACAUUAUAGUAGAAGAGGAAGUAUACAAGCGAAAGGCAGUGAAUAAUUGUGCCUUUUCCCUGGGAGGAUCCAUUCCAUUUCCAAUUGUACGAGUGGCCGAUUGUGUCAGGAUUUUUUCCA
This is a messenger RNA of Panicum hallii, 2509 nucleotides long. RefSeq names its product bromodomain-containing protein DDB_G0270170-like. Gene Ontology annotation, molecular function: protein binding. The record is from RefSeq and is a predicted model, not a curated record. The coding region runs from base 140 to 2038 and encodes 632 amino acids. NCBI's taxonomy places the organism in Eukaryota, Viridiplantae, Streptophyta, Magnoliopsida, Poales, Poaceae. The transcript is spliced from 9 exons.